AGAAAUCAAAAGAACUGGGGGCGCUGGGAAACUAUAAGAAAUUCGGAUCUCGGUGUCCACGCUCGUUUGCUUAUGUAACUAACGCCUGUGGCCGCUUUCUCUGCAGCGACAGCAGAGCUGAGCGGCUGCCCUCAAAGCCUAAUGAAAUCAUGGACUGACCUGGCAUUUCGCUGAGGAAAUUUCAGGAAGACUUGAUUUUCAAAGCUAAUUAUGAAAACAUUUGUCAUUGGAAUCAGUGGUGUGACAAAUGGCGGGAAGACAACACUGGCUAAGAAUUUGCAGAAACACCUCCCAAACUGCAGUGUCAUAUCUCAGGAUGAUUUCUUUAAGAGUCCUGAGAUAGCGAAAGAUACAAAUGGAUUUCUGCAGUAUGACGUGCUUGAAGCGCUUAAUAUGGAUGAAAUGAUGUCCACCAUUUCCUGCUGGAUGGAAAACCCAUCAACAGACUCUGGAAGCACCGAAGAAAUUCCCAUAUUAAUCAUCGAAGGCUUCCUUCUCUUUAAUUAUAAGCCUCUAGACACUCUAUGGAACAGAAGCUAUUUUCUGACGAUUCCAUAUGAAGAAUGUAAGAGGAGGAGGAGUAAAAGGGUCUACAAGCCUCCAGUGCCAGGGUACUUUGAUGGCCACGUGUGGCCCAUGUAUCUAAAGCACAGACAAGAAAUGGAGAACAUCACCCGUAACAUUGUUUACCUAGAUGGAACAAAAUCCGAAGAGGAACUCUUUACACAAGUGUAUGAAGAUCUAUUACAAGAACUAGCAAAGCAAAAGUGUAAGUAUUGUGGCUGGUGAAGGAACAGCCAGGAAAAGAGUUCAUUACAUACCCACGAAUGGUUUACCAGAAUGCUCAUAUAGGAGUGAUUGUAUGCAUUCAUUCAUUGCUUUAAAGAAUGGGUUUGGGGACUUGAUUAUUUUUUUUAUG
Messenger RNA from Canis lupus familiaris (dog), 919 nucleotides. Its product is annotated as nicotinamide riboside kinase 1-like. Gene Ontology annotation, cellular component: cytoplasm. NCBI's taxonomy places the organism in Eukaryota, Metazoa, Chordata, Mammalia, Carnivora, Canidae. The record is from RefSeq and is a predicted model, not a curated record.